This is a messenger RNA of Drepanopeziza brunnea f. sp. 'multigermtubi' MB_m1, 678 nucleotides long. RefSeq lists its product as uncharacterized. The record is from RefSeq and is a predicted model, not a curated record. NCBI's taxonomy places the organism in Eukaryota, Fungi, Ascomycota, Leotiomycetes, Helotiales, Drepanopezizaceae. Gene Ontology annotation, cellular component: extracellular region.
AUGUAUACAUAUUCCGCGAGAUGCACAGCUUCUCCCUUCGUCCCCCGCCUCGCGCUGCUCCUCUCAACACUCCCCGUCUUCGCAGCGUCCCAAGCCGCAAGUCCGUCCUUUACAGACGCGGCAACCUUUCAGAACGACACGAUAGCCGCACAUAAUUUUUACAGAGAGCAGCACGGCGUCGGGGAUCUCCAGUGGAACGAUACCUCUGCUUCUUUCGCUGCCGAAUGGGCUGCGGCGUGCAAUUUUGAACACAGUGGCGGACCAACCGGCGAGAACCUCGCAGCCGGCUACGCGAACGCCAGCGCCAGCAUCGACGCGUGGGGUCUCGAGCGGCAAGAAUACGACUUCGGGGACCCGACUGGCUUCAGCGACGAGACAGGGCACUUCACCCAGCUCGUCUGGGGCAACACCACCACGGUAGGCUGCGGGGUGGCGAGUUGCCAGGGCCGGAACGGCACGCCUGGCUUCUACGUCGUCUGCGAGUACUACCCCCCCGGCAACGUGAUGGGCAACGAAAAUCAGUUCUUCCAGGAAAAUGUCCUGGAGCAGACCAUGGGCGAGGAGACGGAUACCGUCGAAUCGGGUACCACGAGCUCUGGGCAUGGGCACAAGCAUACGAGGAAUCUCGUAGGGGCGGUGGUCAUUGCCGCAAUGGUCGGAUUCGUGAUCGCGGUAUAA